This is a messenger RNA of Haplochromis burtoni (Burton's mouthbrooder), 2202 nucleotides long. RefSeq names its product probable cationic amino acid transporter. The record is from RefSeq and is a predicted model, not a curated record. Bases 207 to 2102 code for a protein of 631 amino acids. The transcript is spliced from 7 exons. Gene Ontology annotation, biological process: amino acid transport; transmembrane transport. Gene Ontology annotation, cellular component: plasma membrane. Lineage: Eukaryota; Metazoa; Chordata; Actinopteri; Cichliformes; Cichlidae. Gene Ontology annotation, molecular function: amino acid transmembrane transporter activity.
UCUCCUCUCGUCACAUAUCCACCAGCUCUGCGUUGGACGGAGGAAUCUGCCUCAGGAGGGAAACUGAACAGCAAAGUUUCUGCGCCCUCUUUAGACUUCUGUUUCAUGGAGACUGAUGAUGAUGUGAAAGUAUGAGACAGUGACAGGAGGAAGCUGGAAGGAGUGCACAACUCACCAACAUUAACAGGUAUUAACCAGGGUUAGCGAUGGCGGCGUGGCUGGGUCGGGUAUCACUGGGGGAUGCCUGGUACAACAUGUACUCUCGCUUGCUGAGGACCAAACCUGUGGGCUCCAUGGCCCACAGCUCAGACGACCUCACCGAGCUCGCGGAGGGGUCGGCGGUCGGGCUGGCCAAAGUCCUCACCACUGUGGACCUGGUCUCCCUCGGUGUGGGAAGCUGUGUUGGCACAGGGAUGUAUGUUGUUGCGGGGCUGGUUGCUAACGCGAUGGCUGGGCCUGGGGUCAUUCUGUCCUUCAUAAUUGCAGCGGUGGCGUCCAUACUGUCAGGUGUGUGCUACGCAGAGUUCGGUGUGCGGGUCCCCAAAACGACCGGUUCGGCGUACACCUACAGUUAUGUGACUGUUGGAGAAUUUGUGGCGUUCUUCAUUGGCUGGAACCUGAUCCUGGAGUACCUGAUUGGCACAGCGGCAGGCGCUUCAGCUCUCAGCAACAUGUUCGACUCGCUGGCCAAUCACAGCAUCAGUGACUUCAUGAUAACACACCUGGGCACGGUCAGAGGCCUCGGUAAAGGCGAGGACACGUAUCUUGACGUUCUGGCUUUGUUCAUUGCCCUGGUGGUCACUGCUGUAAUCGCUCUUGGAGUGCGUAACACUGUGGGCUUCAACAAUGUCCUGAAUGUGGUCAACCUGGUGGUCUGGGUCUUCAUGAUUAUCGCCGGACUCUUCUUCAUCUCUAGCAGCAACUGGGAGGGUGGCAAGUUCCUCCCGUAUGGCUGGUCGGGGGUGAUGCAAGGUGCAGCGACCUGUUUUUACGCCUUCAUUGGCUUCGACAUCAUUGCAACGACAGGAGAGGAGGCCAAAAACCCCAACACCUCCAUCCCUUACGCCAUCACUGUCUCGCUGGUCACCUGCCUCACUGCCUAUGUGUCGGUGAGUGUGAUCCUAACUCUCAUGGUUCCCUAUAACCUGAUCGACGUCUCGGCUCCUCUCAUGGAGAUGUUUGCUGUGCAUGGCUUCAUGUGGGGGAAGUACACUGUGGCUGUGGGCUCUAUAGCUGGACUCACCGUCUCUCUGCUUGGCUCCCUGUUUCCGAUGCCCAGGGUCAUCUAUGCUAUGGCACGGGACGGACUGCUGUUCAGGUUUCUGUCUCACGUGACUGCACUCACACACACUCCCACGGUGGCGUGUGUGGUGUCGGGGAGCCUGGCGGCCGUCCUCGCUCUGCUGGUGAGCCUCAGGGACCUGAUUGAGAUGAUGUCCAUUGGCACCCUGCUGGCUUACACUCUGGUCAGCGUGUGCGUGCUGCUACUUCGCUAUCAGCCUGACGAACAGACCGACACACAUCAGUUUGAGUCUGAAGUUCAGGACAUGGACGGCCUGAAGCACGAAGAUGCCAAAGACGAUCAGAUCUUGAGCGAGAAUGACGGGUCAUCUUCUUACCACACCGGCAGGACGGAGGGGGAGGGAGAUGACUCUGAUUUUCAUACAGGCCACCCCUCACUGCUGAAAAGGCUUCUGGGAGGUCAUUACUACACCCUGCGGCUGCGUUUGGGAAUGCCUGAUGCGUCAGUUCGACCAACCCCAGCCACCGGCCGCAUAGUGACCAGAUGCACUCUCUCCCUCUUCUUCAUGUCCUUCCUCCUCUGGUCUACCAUCAUAUUUGGGGUUGAGCAGGGCACAGGUGCUGGGGCAGUGAUUUCUGGACUGAUGGCAACAAUGAUGGCAGGGUCAUUAGCGAAGCUUUUGAUUAUGAUCAUACAGCAACCAGAGAGCACCAGGAGCCUGCCCUACAUGGCACCAUGUGUCCCCUUUGUCCCUGCAGCAGCCAUAUUGGUCAACAGUUACCUCAUGCUUAAACUGUCUCCACUCACCUGGGCAAGGUUCACCAUCUGGUGCCUCAUAGGUGAGCUGAAACAAUCUUGAUAAUAGAGUGUUGUAGAUUUGAAAUGGAGCAUUAAUCAGUAAUUCAAUGACAAUCAGUUUAUUUAAAUAUCGAGUUAUAUAUUAAAAGGAGAAAACACCA